CGGGUACUUUUGGUAUACUUGCCACCUGGAACUGGGGAACGUGAGUCCCUGGGAAGAUGGCGUACGCAGAUCGGUCUCCAGCGGACAAGGACAGGUUCAUUUGCAUUUAUCCUGCAUAUUUAAAUAACAAGAAGACGAUUGCAGAGGGAAGACGGAUUCCAAUUGACAAAGCUGUUGAAAACCCUACAGCUACAGAAAUCCAAGAUGUGUGUCUGGCAGUUGGACUUAAUGUACAUAUUGAGAAAAAUAAAAUGUACUCCAGAGAGUGGAAUCGUGAUCUUCAAUAUAGGGGCAGAGUACGGGUCCAACUAAAGCAAGAAGAUGGCAGCCUAUGCCUUGUACAGUUCCCAUCACGAAAGUCAGUAAUGUUGUACGCAGCUGAAAUGAUUCCUAAGCUAAAAACAAGGACACAAAAAACAGGAGGUGGUGAUCAAAGUCUUCAACAAGGAGAGGGAGGUAAAAAAGGAAAAGGGAAGAAGAAGAAGUGAUCCAUUGAGUCAUAUGAUUGCUGAAUAUGUCAGUCCUACAAAAGAAAAGGAUGAUUUGCUCCUGAAGUGAGUGAUUUUGAAAAGGGAAAC
Messenger RNA from Gracilinanus agilis (Agile Gracile Mouse Opossum), 578 nucleotides. RefSeq names its product signal recognition particle 19 (gene SRP19). The record is from RefSeq and is a predicted model, not a curated record. Lineage: Eukaryota; Metazoa; Chordata; Mammalia; Didelphimorphia; Didelphidae. Gene Ontology annotation, cellular component: signal recognition particle, endoplasmic reticulum targeting. Gene Ontology annotation, molecular function: 7S RNA binding. Gene Ontology annotation, biological process: SRP-dependent cotranslational protein targeting to membrane, signal sequence recognition; SRP-dependent cotranslational protein targeting to membrane. The transcript is spliced from 5 exons. Bases 57 to 488 code for a protein of 143 amino acids.